Messenger RNA from Capsicum annuum, 1937 nucleotides. RefSeq names its product probable serine/threonine-protein kinase PIX13. Bases 448 to 1677 code for a protein of 409 amino acids. The record is from RefSeq and is a predicted model, not a curated record. Lineage: Eukaryota; Viridiplantae; Streptophyta; Magnoliopsida; Solanales; Solanaceae. Gene Ontology annotation, molecular function: ATP binding; protein kinase activity. The transcript has 6 exons. Gene Ontology annotation, biological process: protein phosphorylation.
AUUUGAAUAAUAAAUUAUGAUACUUGUUUUCUAAUUAACGGCAGAGUUAUGAAUAUAUAUAGGAAGGUGGGAUGUGUAAAGAGAUUGGAUGAAUUGGGUGGGAUUUAAUUGAAUAGUAGGAAAAGAGGCAUGGAAAAAAGAAGGUUAAGAAAAUUGUGCUGGAAUAAGGAAGAAGACCAAGUCAGAGAAUUGUGCUGUUGAAUUUUAAAGUAGAAAACGAAGAAACAAAUGGGAAGAAGGUAGUAUUAUUUUUGGGUCAACUCAAACAAACUUUCCAAAACAAGGAAGAAGAAAAAAAAAAAAAAAAAAACUUAAAAAGUUGGAAGCAGAUCUCAUCCGUCGUCCUUGCAUAUUAUGCUAUGCACCCUUCUCUGCUUUGUCAGGAUUGAUUAUCCCUGAGGAAUUUUGGAGCCACACACAGACACAGACACAGACACAGACACAGAUAUGGGAGCUUGUUUCAGUUCUGUUAAUCAGACCCCAUCUACCACUGCCCAUUUCACCUCAGGCAUAUCACAGACGACGAGCAACACCACCUCUUCAACUGCAAGCAACGUCUCCCGGAAUAGCCAUUUCUCAGCAGCCAGCGGAUCAGUUGAUGACGGACAAAUAUUACCCCACCCUAGUUUAAGGAUAUUUUCUUUUGUGGAACUCAAGACCGCCACCAGAAAUUUUAGAAGUGAUACGGUCCUGGGAGAAGGCGGCUUUGGCAAAGUUUACAAGGGUUGGCUUGAUGAGAGGGCUUCCUCAAGGAGUGGUAGUGGCACUGUUAUUGCCGUUAAGAAAUUGAAUUCUGAGAGCUUACAAGGACUUGAAGAGUGGCAGUGUGAGGUAAAUUUUCUUGGAUCGCUUUCACAUCCUAACCUGGUCAAACUCUUGGGAUACUGCUGGGAAGAUAAAGAACUAUUGCUUGUCUAUGAGUUUAUGCAAAAGGGCAGCUUGGAAAACCAUCUUUUUGGAAGGGGCUCUGCUGUUCAGCCACUUCCGUGGAAUAUAAGGCUUCAAAUAUUGAUUGGUGCAGCCCGAGGCUUGGCAUUCCUGCAUGCAUCUGAGAAGCAAGUCAUUUACAGAGACUUCAAGGCCUCGAAUAUAUUGCUGGAUGGCUCUUACAAUGCAAAGAUAUCGGAUUUUGGCUUGGCUAAACUCGGUCCUUCGGCUAGUCAAUCACAUGUAACAACACGGGUAAUGGGAACGUAUGGUUAUGCUGCUCCUGAGUAUGUUCAAACAGGACACUUGUACGUGAAAAGCGAUGUCUAUGGUUUUGGUGUGGUGUUAGUGGAAAUGCUCACAGGUCUAUGGGCGCUAGACACAAACCGCCCAAGCAACCAGCAUAAUCUGGUUGAGUGGAUUAAGCCGCAUUUAUCUGAUAGAAGGAAGUUGAAGGACAAGAUGGAUUCGCGGCUGGAAGGAAGAUAUCCAUCCAGAGCUGCAGUUCAAAUAGCACAACUGGCACUGUCAUGUCUUGGACCUGAACCUAAAACCAGACCGUCAAUGAAAGAAGUAGUUGAGAAACUAGAACAGAUUGAGGCAGCCAAUGAAAGACCCAAGGAGCCUAGAGUAACAUCCAGACAUCAGACUGCUUAUAGAUACCGUCAGCAACCUUUGCACCAUCGUUCUCCACUUCAUCCAAGGAACGAUGUAAAUCGAGCCUAUCCACUCCCAAGAAGAGCAUCAUGAAAAUGAACUUUUUAUUUUUUUUAUUUUUUUUUAUAUAGCUACGUUUACUUAGUUGUCCAAAUACACAAAUGUUGUCUGCUUUUAUUUUUUUUUGUUGCCUGACGUCUGUGGUUGUGAUGUGAAGUGUUAAGGCUCUGUAUGGCAUUAGGUUGUGUUUGUUUCAGUGAUAUGUAAAGAGUUCAUUAUAUUGUACAUUGAAGGAGAUUCAAGAUUCAAGAUUCAAGAUUUCAAGUCUUUAAUGUUAUGGAUAUGGUUGAAUA